AUGCCUACCUCAUUGCAUAAGACACGCAAAAUAAUCUCGAAGAAGCGCGGCGGCGAAGUCACCGCUCUACAUGCCAAAUCCCGCGACUCUAAGCGUCUGCGCAUGGCCCAUGCCCGUGACCUAAGACUGGAAAAACUUGCCAACGUCAGAUCCAAGAAGGAAGAGCCCAUCGUCGACCGUAUUCAGUACUUUCAAAAUCAUCUAAAGGAAAGAGACGUGUUCCAAUUGGAGCUUUCCGAGGUGCAAACUCUUAUUUACAACUUUGUUCACCAAUAUGACGAGGAGUUUAACGAAGUUAAAAAAGCUCGCCGUCCAGGCCGCGCUGCCACCGCUCGUGAGGAUCUGCUCAAGAGAAAAAUCGAUGCUCUGGAAGAAGAGUAUGAAAAAGGCUUCUUGAUUCCUGAUGUCUUUGAUGAGGAUCAGGGCAAAAAGUUAUUCGGUUAUGAAGGCUCGUGGGCGUAUAUUGCCACAAUCUCAUGGUCCAAGGUGUCCAAGGCAGGGAAAAUUAGCAAGGGCGACAUUCCCUCCAAGGGAAUAUUGUGA
This is a messenger RNA of Cordyceps militaris CM01, 543 nucleotides long. RefSeq names its product translation machinery-associated protein, putative. The record is from RefSeq and is a predicted model, not a curated record. The transcript has 4 exons. Bases 1 to 543 code for a protein of 180 amino acids. Gene Ontology annotation, cellular component: nucleus. Lineage: Eukaryota; Fungi; Ascomycota; Sordariomycetes; Hypocreales; Cordycipitaceae.